UCUGCAGGCUCCCGGGCAGAGCUGGCUCUGAGCCCCUCACCAGACUGCCAAACAGCCCCAUAGGUCAGUGUCCCCAGGCACUUGGGGACGAAGGUCACGGGGAAACAUCACCAUUGCAUAGCCAUGCUUACACCGGCACAGAGGCUGGGCAGCCCCAGGGCCGCAGCACAGUGGCUCUGCAGUUCCCUCUCGCCACCGAGGGGCCAGCGGCCAGGCUCAGCAGUGCGAAGGGGCAGCCAUGGCUCUGCCUCCUCGCCCUUGUGGUGCUUUCUGACCUUGCUACCCUGUGAGGUAGGUGCAGGGGGGUUGUGCCGUGACCCGCUCUGGGUCUCACAGGGAGAGCAGAAGGUACAGUGGGGAGCAACGGGCGCAGUGGCCAUAGGGGGACACGCGGUGGUGGUGGCAGUCGGGAGCAGCGGGGCACCCUGAGCACUGCAGAGGGGUGCAGUGGGUGCAGUGAGGGGUACAGGAGGUGCAAGGAGGAGGCAUGGGGGUCAGGCAGUAGCCAUGGAUGGAGAAGGCACCCAGAACUCUGCAGAGGGGUGCAAUGAGCACAGCACCGUGUGCUGGGGGUGCAGCAGGGUGCAUAGGGGUGGGCUGAGGAGGUGCGAUGGCAGUGUAGCAAAAGGGCUAAAAGGGGCACCCUAAGUCGGGGCAGCAGUGGGGGACAGCAGGGACACAAUGCCAGGCACCACGAGGAAUGUCGCACAGCUGUGUCAGGGGUGGCAGCAGGGAUGUGGGGCUCCCACAGCCUGGAACAGCCAGGCCACAGAGGUGGGAACAGGGAGACCCCGCUGUCCAGCCUGGCACUCUCAUCUGGGUGCUGCAGAAAAAGUGACUGCCUAGAUCCAGGCUCACCUGUCAGCACCCACUCUCUACCAGCAGCUGAUGCUCUUCUGCAAGGUCACAGGGACCCCAGACCUGGAGCACAAAGUGUUCGUGUUUCCCCAAGAGACCAAUGACUCCCACGUGCUGGUGAGGGCAAAGCCCAAGCAGCCGCUGCAGAACGUCACUGUGCACCUGUGGUCCUACACCGACCUAACCCAGCCCUACAGCCUCUUCUGCACCACCAAGGCGCAGGACGGGAUCCUCCUCCUCAAGCCCAAGCUCACAGAGUACCAAUUCUACGUGGGGGCAAGUUUGUCCUUCCGUGUCCCCAUGGGGAUCAUGGUGAGCGAGCAUAUCUGCACCAGCUGGGGGUCAGCCACCAGCAUCGCUGGGUUUUGGCUCAGUGGGAGGCCCUGGACCUGUGAGGGGCUGCAGAUGGGGACAGCGGUGGCCAUCAUGCUGGGGCAGGAGCAGGAGCAGGAUGCCUUCAGGGGCAGCUUUGAUGCCCAGCAGUCUUCCAUGGGGGAAAUGCAGGAUGUGUACACGAACGCAGGAAUCUCCCACCUCAGGGGUGACGGUGCCAUGCAGAAUGGCCCCAGCAAAACCCCCAUCUUUGGCUGGAGACACUUCCCCUGCGCAGUCGUGGGCCAGGUGUGCCCAAGGCCCUGGCACCUGGUACUGGGCACGGCGCUGGUGCCUCCCCGCGCUCUCGCUCCUGCUGGCUGGCAAGCGCUGGCCGAGCCGUGAUUGCCACGGGGGCUGUGUGCCCCCCACCUUCCCUGCUGUGUAAACACCACCCCCACCCACCCCCCGCCACCUGGCAUCACAUAAAUGAAGAAAUGGGUUUGAAAUGCAGCAAUGGUGGGCAGCCCGAGGCCCACCAAAG
Messenger RNA from Falco peregrinus (peregrine falcon), 1714 nucleotides. Its product is annotated as serum amyloid P-component-like. The record is from RefSeq and is a predicted model, not a curated record. Gene Ontology annotation, biological process: innate immune response. Lineage: Eukaryota; Metazoa; Chordata; Aves; Falconiformes; Falconidae. Gene Ontology annotation, molecular function: complement component C1q complex binding.